AUGCCAGACUGUGUUCCAAAGCGAUUGUAUCAGUUUACACUUAUACCAGCAGGAUAUAAGAGUUGCUAUUUCUAUGAACUACAUAGCCUAGGAAUAUUGAAAACAUUGCUCACCUGGGCCCUGCGGCCAGCAGAAUUGGCCCCGCUCUGUGGCUGCCGGGGCCUGCGCACUGGAAUCGCCGUGGCCUGCGCACCCCACCAUGCCAGUUUGAACCUCCAUGGCCUCAACCAGAUUCGGAAUGUCAAAAAGCAGAGUGUCUAUUUGAUGAAUUUGAGGAAAUCGGGAACUUUGGGCCACCCAGGCUCUGUAGAUGAGACCACCUAUGAAAGACUAGCGGAGGAAUCACUGGACUCUUUAGCAGAGUUUUUUGAAGACCUUGCAGACAAGCCAUACACGUUUGAGGACUAUGAUGUUUCCUUUGGGAGUGGUGUCUUAACUGGUAAACUGGGUGGAGAUCUAGCAACCUACGUGAUCAACAAGCAGACACCAAACAAGCAAAUCUGGUUGUCUUCUCCAUCCAGUGGACUCAAGCGUUAUGACUGGACUGAGAAAAACUGGGUGUACUCCCACGAUAGCGUGUCCCUCCAUGAUGUGCUCGCUGCAGAGCUCACUAAAGCCUUAAAAACCAAACUGGACUUGUCUUCCUUGGCCUAUUCUGGAGAAGACGCUUGAUGCCCAGCCCAGUUUUAAGGAUAUUAAAAGCUGUCAGGCCAAGACCCCAGCUUCAUUAUGCAGCUGAGGUCUGUUUUUUUGUUUUUCGUUUUUUGUUU
Molecule: messenger RNA, 770 nt
Organism: Pan troglodytes (chimpanzee)
Lineage: Eukaryota; Metazoa; Chordata; Mammalia; Primates; Hominidae
Product: frataxin, mitochondrial-like
Exons: 2
Coding region: 1-672 (223 amino acids)
Biological process (GO): intracellular iron ion homeostasis; iron incorporation into metallo-sulfur cluster
Cellular component (GO): mitochondrion
Molecular function (GO): iron chaperone activity; ferrous iron binding; ferric iron binding
Source: RefSeq, a predicted model, not a curated record